AUGGGCAUUUUCGCAUGUGUAGAAAAAUCGAUCCGUCUCCUUCUUUUCACUCGGUCGCUCCAGAUUCGGGCAAUGGAGCAAGAUCAAGAACAGAAGCAGCACAUCUGCAAGCUCUGCAACAAGAGCUUCUCCAAUGGCAAAGUCUUGGGCGGCCAUAUGCGCUGCCAUCGCACCCAAAAUCAAAACCCCUCCAAAAAACGCAAAAAGAAUCCCAUCGAUUCCUACAGCCUCAGAGAAAACCCCAAAAAGUCUUGGAAAUUCUCAGCUCCAAGCCCCGAAAAUGGCGAAUCCGCCGCCCCUCCGCCGCAAGAAGAAAAAAACGUCUGCAAAAUCUGCGGCAAAGGGUUCGAUUCCUCCAAGGCCCUAUUCGGCCACAUGCGCCACCAUUCCGGCCGACGGAAGGACCCGAUCCGCCGCUGUAAAUUCCUCACUUCUCCCCAAUCCGCGGCGCCCGGCGACGGCGGCGGCGAAACUUUGGGGCUUCUGCGGCGGAAGCGAUCCAGAAGGUCGCGGUGUAAGUAUGAUUCCAACCCUUCAGAAGUUGAAGAGUUAGCUCUGUGUCUGCUGAUGCUUUCUAGAGGGGAGGGAAAUUGGGGGGAACAUGAAUUUAACGAAUCAAUGUACAAAUCCCAUUUGGAUGAUUCUUUGAGCAAGAAGAUGAAUAGAGGAGAAAACGAUUUAGAUUUGGAUUUAGGUUCAGAUUCAGAAAUUGGGAGAUGUUGUGAAAUGGUGGAGAUGCCAAAGCUUGAGGAUGAAGAACAACAACAACAACAACAACAACAAGAAGGAUUUGAAAUUGGGUUUUGUGAGGAAUCUGAAGAAGUGGGAGAAAAUGGGGUGAAAUGUUUGAAGAAAAGUGAGAUUGAUCAUCAGUGUGGAGUGUGUUUGAAGGUGUUUGGAUCAGGGCAGGCAUUGGGGGGCCACAAGAGAGCUCAUAUUUUGAAGCCUCAUUUGAUAAUGGAGCUUCAAGAACAAGAACAAGAUGAAGAAGAAGAUGAUGAUGAUGAAUUCAAGCCAUGGUGGAAUGUAGAUGGUGAUAAUGGGCAGCAGCAGCUUGAGGUGGGCUUGGAUUGUUCCAACUGACUGAAAAUUCUUGGGUCGGUUCGGUUUUCGAGCGGAAAGAAACGACCUAAUCGGUUUGGUUUUUGUCGAUGGCUGCUGCCUACUUUUGUUGAUGUUGUUCAUAGUUCCU
Messenger RNA from Momordica charantia (bitter melon), 1192 nucleotides. NCBI's taxonomy places the organism in Eukaryota, Viridiplantae, Streptophyta, Magnoliopsida, Cucurbitales, Cucurbitaceae. The record is from RefSeq and is a predicted model, not a curated record.